Molecule: messenger RNA, 1452 nt
Organism: Mangifera indica (mango)
Lineage: Eukaryota; Viridiplantae; Streptophyta; Magnoliopsida; Sapindales; Anacardiaceae
Product: phospholipase A1-IIgamma-like
Exons: 3
Coding region: 148-1233 (361 amino acids)
Biological process (GO): lipid metabolic process
Molecular function (GO): glycerophospholipid phospholipase A1 activity
Source: RefSeq, a predicted model, not a curated record
AGUUUUGUUGACUUUGAUAAGAUCAAAGAAAUUGAUUGCGAUCUAUCCUAUCAGCAUAUGUGAACACAGAAUUUUUAGCCAUCUCUUCCUUCAAAUUCUAGGUGUGCAUCGGCAACGAAGAGCACUGGUAAGACAACUGACAACGAGAUGACUUCUUGUAAUGUUCCAGACAACUCAGAGUUCAUUCUUAAUCGUGUCUAUGCUAUCGAUCACCCUCACACUGGAGUUUUCCCAGAAGGAAAGAAAGAAGAUUGGAAGGAGCUUAGUGGGGAGUAUCAAUGGGAUGGUCUCUUGGAUCCUCUCAACGUUGAUCUUAGCAAAAUUAUAACUGGAUAUGGUGAAAGACUUGAUGCUAUUUAUGAUUGCAUAAUUACAGAUGAAAAUUCACCUAGGUAUGAACUUCCCAUGUAUGAAGAAAAAGAAUUUUUUUCUAAAGUUGGCCCAGACAAAGGCAAAGCAAGACAAAUAUACGAAGUAAAAAAGUAUAUCUAUGCAUGGGUCAAUGUUUCUUUACCGGUGGAAUUGUUAGUUCCACACAAAUCUGCUUGGAUUGGUUAUGUGGCAGUGGCUACAAAUGAAGGAACGAGAUUGUUAGGAAGGAGAGACAUUUUGGUUUGCUGGAGAGGAACUUGCAAUAUCGCAGAGUGGGAAAAGAAUGCUAUUUUCUCGCAAACUCAUGCUGAAGUCAUAUAUCCGGAUGUCCCUGAAGCUGAGGUGCACAGUGGAUUUUACUCCAUCUACACAGAGUUAAUGCCAAACUCGGAAUACAAUAACAAAAGCGCCCGAGAUCAGGUUGUUGAAGAAGUUAGGAAGUUGGCAAAUUUAUACCAAGACGAGGAAAUCAGUAUAACAAUAACGGGACACAGUCUAGGCGCAGCUCUUGCUACAUUGAACGCAGCUGAUAUAGUGUCCAAUGGAUAUAAUAAGCCUGAACCUAAUCCAAAGAAUAAGGAAUUUUUGGUCACAUCCUUUGUGUUUGGGAGCCCUAAGGUUGGAGACAUAGCCUUCCAAACUGAAUUCAAUAAGCAUAUACUAGAGAGCAAGCUACGUCUCUUGCGCAUUGAAAAUGUCGAUGACUUAAUCACUAUAACUCCACCCGGAUGCUAUGUUAAAGUGGGAAAUGAGAUAACAUUUACCCGAACCAGUGCAAGCUCAGAUGAGAAUGGCAAUAAAAGAACGGAACAUACUUUGAAGAAUUAUAUUAAAGAAAUUUGUGCACUACCAUAUUCCUGACGCAAGGGGUCCUGUAAUCCUCCCUCUGAGAAAGAGUUGGGUUGAGUUCUUUUUUGCUUCUAGUUUGUUUAUGAGUGCUGGUUGGCACGUUUGUGUGUGUUGACUUAUGUUCAAAGCCAUUUGGGCAAUCUGCCUCGUGUGUAUGUGUGAGUGAAAAAAAAUCUGUUAAGUGUUGUGUGAGCGUCAGAGGAAGAAAUGUGUGAUUUUCUUGGUUUUUAA